This is a messenger RNA of Amoebophrya sp. A120, 692 nucleotides long. NCBI's taxonomy places the organism in Eukaryota, Dinophyceae, Syndiniales, Amoebophryaceae. The record is from the annotation of a GenBank genome assembly.
AGAGCGCGAAAACCAACAAAAUUGAAUACAGCACGCAACAGGCCGUCCUUAUGAACUGCAAAAGUAUCCUCGUACUCGUAUAAAUGCAUUACAAAUUUCCUCAGCAUGAGAAAUAAAAUUUGUAAUGCUGAUUUGCCUUCAGAAAAAAAUUUGUGAUGCAAGACUUGCAUUUAUACGAGUGCGAUGACAGAAAAAGUUGCCCGCUUCGUGUCACCGAAAGCCGGGGAGAUUUCUCUACUCUAUGACCUGCUCAAGCGUUAGUAUCUCAAACCUUACAAUAGAGUCUGGGUUUUGUGUUGCAUGAUGAGCAUGACAGACUGGCACAGCGUUCCACUUUCUGCAAUACAAAUUUCGGCAGAUUCUAGCGCGGAUGGGGACUCCGAGACUUGUCAUGCGCAAUCCUGUGGGAGUUGGCUAGAUCAUGAUGCACCUCUUGCAUCACAGAUUUCCAUAUUCUACUGUAACGCUUCAGAUUGUAACACCUGAGCAGGUUAUAUACUCUACCACCGGGUUUGACCUACUUGGGGAAAAUUCGUUUCUGUUUGACAUCUACGAGUUAUGAGAGUGUACAACUUGUCUCCCUCCCCCGGCCCCGCAUUUGUGAUGCAAAACCCAAAACCCAAGUGCUUCCCUGUGGCACUGUUUGCAUGACAGAUUCCGAAAGCCCAAACAGUACCACGCUAGGCGCGUGA